GUUCCAGAGGAGCCGAGUUUAGUUCCCAGCAUACACCUUUAACCCUGGCAAGGAGAACUGAAUUCCAGGUCAGCCAGGGUUACAUAGGGAGAUAUUGUCUAUAAAGAUAUAAAUGAUGAAAAGUAUAUAAAAAUGUGCUGUGAUGAGCCCAUGGCCUUGCCCAUGCCAGGCAAGUACUGUCUCUGAGCCCCACGCAAGCCCUCCCUACCUUCUACCCCAGAGUCUCCAGCUUUAUCUCCACAGCCUCCCAAAGCCCAGUCAGUCUUCUCUCCUUUGACGAGCUCUGGGCCUCCGGUUUCCCUGAGGGCCACCCUUAACCCCCUCAACACCCCAGUUUCCUUUGUUGCCUAGGUUCCAAUUCUAGUACCCCGGUUCUUGGCCCUGCCAGGGUUCUGGUUCCAGAAUGUUCUCUGCAGGUGCCUUGAACUUAGCUCCCACCUAGACACAAGGCAGCGCUGAAGACAUGGGCAAGACCAUUCCCCGGUGCCUGCAGGAGCUGGACCUCCGCAAAAGCGUUGUGGGCCUAGCUACAGGCGCCGGGGCCAUAUACCUGCUGUACAAGGCCAUCAAGGCUGGCAUACAAUGUCAUCCGCCCCUCUGCUCCAACUCACCCAUCUGCAUCGCCCGUGAGUGUCCAGUCCCUGGGGAGAGGGAUCUGCAAGAGGUACCUACUCCCAAGGCCUCCCCUGGGGAAACGCCCAAAGGCCUGGCCAUCGAGAGAGAGCGCCACGGGCGGGACUCGGGUGAGAUUCGAAAACUCUUCAACUCACUAGAGUGCAAGCAGGAUACGUAUGCCAAGAGUAUGAUCCUGCACAGUAUCACCCGCUGUGUGUACUUGCUGGAGGCCGAGGCCUCGGCUUGUACUAUCGAUGACAUCAGCUUGGUGGGCGAAAUGCUGGAUGACAAUGACAACAGUGUCAAAAUCCAAGCUCUGAAUGCCCUCAAAGCGUUCUCUGGCAUCAGAAAAUUCAGGUUCAAGAUCCAGGAACACUCCAUCAAGGUGCUGGAGCUAAUCUCUACCAUCUGGGACAUGGAGCUGCAUGUAGCUGGCCUUCGCCUCCUCAACAACCUCCCGCUCCCGGACUACGUGCACCCGCAGCUGAGGCGGGUGAUGUCCUCCUUGAUGGAGAUCAUGCAGUCAGACUGUAUCCUGGCACAGGUCCAAGCCAUCCGCCUGCUGAGUUACCUGGCGCAGAAGAACGACCUUCUCUAUGACAUUCUCAACUGCCAGGUGCAUUCCAACUUCCUGAACCUCCUCCAGUCCUCGCAGCCAGGAAACCUGCUCUUGGAGGUGCUGGUGUUUGCUGAGCGGCUGAGUGAGGGUCGGAAGGCUUCCCACUACCGAGCGGUCAAGUGGCAUUACAACGAGCAGUCCCUGCACGAAGCCCUGUUUGGGGACGAGUCCAGACUGGCAGAUCGACUGCUUUCCCUGGUCAUCCACCCCGAGGAGGACGUUCAGAUCCAAGCCUGCAAAGUCAUUGUCAGCUUACAGUGUCCCCAGGACUUGGGGUCCCGGUCCUCCAUCUGCCGUCCUACUUGCCGUCCCAGCCAUUCCUACUUCAAAGACGGGGAGUAACGUUGAGGAAAACCAAUAAAUGCGUAUGGGAGGGAAGUGCCAGGCUUCUGGAAACACAAGUCUGUCCGUUGCCUCCCAGGGCCUGGGUGGAGGUCCUGCACAUCAAACCUCUGCCUAGGCCAUGGUACAGCAUGGGCGAGUCUCCCAGACACACCCCACUUUUGUGUUUGGGAGACUGACUCCCUCCUUCUGUUGCUGCUCUUCAAAUCUGUUUUUGUUUUUCCAUUUUUGGUGUGGUGUGUGUGUUUCCUCUUGUGUGUGCUUGCUCAUGUGGAGACCCAAACUUGAUGUCAGGCUUAGCCGCCUCCACCUUACUCACUGAGGUGGGGUGUCUCACUCAAACCUUAUCACGAAUACUGCCAGCCUUGCCAGGCAGUUUAUCCUGGGGAUCCCCGCCUCUGCCUCAAGGCUGCUGGGACAGGCAGCCGCUCUGCCUGUCUGGCAUUUGCAUGGGUUCUGAGGAAUCUGAACUCCAGUUCUCAUGUCUGCAUGGCAAAUACUUCAUCCCUCAAGUCAUCCCUUAGACGUCUUUUAAAACCUGUUUAUGUGUGUCUUUGUGUGUGUGUUCUGUGUGUGUCUGUGCGUGCCUCCUGUGUCUGUCUCUGUGUGUUUCUGUGUGUGCAUGCCUGUGUUGGAAUGGAGGUACAGGUGCUGGGAACCCCGGUCCUUUGCAAGCAAGCGUAUCAAGUGCUCUUCCGAUGAGUCCUCCAGCUAUGCUUGAAGACUCUGCCCCAGGCCAUCCUGUUGGGAAUGGUGUGGGAAUGAAAGGUGGGCCCUUGUGGGAGGUGCUCGUGAGGCUGUGAGAGGCCUCUUUCUGACCUUCUGUUUGGUGAUAUGUCUGGUGGCACACAAGCUCCUGCUGAGACAUGUCGCCAUCCACCCCAGGCCUUACCAGAGGCUACACCAGUGGGGCUUGCCUCAUCCUGGAUUUAGAACCUGGUUUAAGCCAGGCAUGGUGGUACAUGGCUUUAAUCCCAGCACUCGUGAAGUAUGUGUAUCUUACACUGCACAUUCUCACAGAUUUUAUUGGUCUGUUCCUCUAGAGAACCCGAAUACAACGCCCUACGAUCAAGUCACUUUUGCAUUUUUAUUUUGUGUGUGUUUGUAUAUGUGUGUGUACCCCUGCCAUGCCACAGCACAUACAAGUCAGAGGACAACUUGCCAGAGGAGAGUUAGCUCUCUCCUUCCACCACGUGGAUCCCCGGAUUGAACUCGGGUUGCCAGGCAUGGCAGCAAACACCUUUACCUGCUGAAUCACCUUGCUGGCCCAGCACACAUUCUUACACCACAUGCCCCUACAAGCCCUGGCUGGAGAAGAGCCAUAGCUUGCUUAGGGACUCCCACUGAGGAGCGGAGGAAGACCCUGGCAUGUUCUUGAGUAUUAAACAGGGAAAGGGACCACCGUGCCUGUGUUACCUGCCUCUCAAAGUGGCCGCCAGGAAGGAUGGUGUGCACAUUUGCUCACGUAUCGGUGGCCACAGUGGGGCUGUGGAGGAAGAACUGAAAGUAUUUGGUGACAUCAAGGGAGAGAAUGACAGACAGACUAGGUAAGAGUGACAGCGCUGGAGUCAGAGUGCUGGGUGUGAAUCCUGUCCUGUUCUCUAUUAGCUGUGUGACCUGGGGUGAGGGAUGAUCCUGUUUGAGCUUCAGUCUCCUUGUCUAUAAAAAUAAAUAGAA
Molecule: messenger RNA, 3253 nt
Organism: Cricetulus griseus (Chinese hamster)
Lineage: Eukaryota; Metazoa; Chordata; Mammalia; Rodentia; Cricetidae
Source: RefSeq, a predicted model, not a curated record